AUUAAAAAGUUAUUUUUUUGUAACCGCCUCACUCGUUUUUGCACUAUAUAUUUCCUUGUUAUCUUUUCUCAAUACAUAUCUUCACUUCUCAUUUUGAACACACCCCUCAUACAAAGAAAACCCUAAUUCUUCGCUGUCGAUUUCAGAUCCGAUGAAGCGCCAUUUAUGUGGUUCUGGACUUCCGAUCGAAGGAAGCUCAGAGGACGAUAACAACAAGGAUCCUGAUUAUGACGGUGUUAAUAGAGCAGGUCAAGAUUUUUUGAGUAUGAUAGAGGAGAAUGAUGAUGAGGGUGUGAAGUUAAAUCAAGAUAGAGAAGGUGUUAUUGAUUUGAGUGAUUAUGAAGGCAUUGUCUCGGAGUCGGAUCCUGAUGAUGAGGUUUCGAAGAAGAGGAAAAGGGUGGCAAAGAAGAAGGAGGUGGUUAGGAGUCGGAAAAGGGUGGCAAAGAAGAAGGAGGUGUUGGCAGAAGGUAAUAUGGCGGGCUUAAGCAGUCAUGGGGUGCAAGAAGUUCCUGAGCUUGUGGUUGAUGGCGCUGUUGAGUAUAAUAUUAGGAGUAGGAGGAAGAAGAAAGGAAAGGAUAGGCCAAUAUUGUUGUGGGAGGUAUGGGAGGAGGAACAUGAAAGGUGGGUUGCGGCUCAUAAAAAUGCAGACACUGAUUUGGAGAAUCAGAACGAUGUGGUUGCUGAGACUGUUGAAGGUUCACCUAAUUUGAUAAUUCCUUUGCUGAGAUAUCAAAAGGAAUGGUUAGCUUGGGCGUUAGAGCAAGAAAAAUCCGCAGUAAAGGGAGGUAUUCUUGCUGACGAGAUGGGUAUGGGCAAGACAGCCCAAGCAAUUGCCCUUGUCCUAGCUAAGCAGGACUAUAAUCGGACAGUUUGUGAAUCAAGUGGAGCUUCAUCCCCUCUAAAUGCGUCUGAAGGGUUGCCAGAAGUUAAGGCAACCCUUGUGGUAUGUCCGCUGGUUGCUGUCAUCCAGUGGGUGAACGAGAUUAAUCGAUUCACCUUAAGAGGCAGCAACAAGGUGCUAGUAUAUCAUGGUGCCAAUCGGGGAAAGACUCUUUAUGAGUUUUCUGACUACGAUUUUGUAAUUACGACAUAUUCAAUCGUAGAGGCGGAAUAUAGGAAAAACGUGAUGCCUCCUAAACAGAAAUGCAUUUGGUGUGGAAGAUUAUUUUAUGAUCAUAAGAUUUCUGUUCACCAGAAAUAUUUUUGUGGUCCAACUGCUGCUAGAACUCAUAAGCAGGCAAAACAGAUGAAGCUUAAGAAUGCUGGACCAGCUGUUAACAGAUCAGAGAAAGGCAAUGGUACCGAGUCGGUGGAUGAAGGAAAUGAGACUCUAAAAAAAGGGAAGCAGUACAACAAGGGUAAGGCAUUUGGAGCUGGAACUUCUGCCAACAACCCAGAAGGAGCUGAAAAUGGAAUGUCUAACAGAAAAUCUACUCUGCACUCUGUCAAAUGGAAUCGCAUUAUAUUGGAUGAGGCCCAUUAUAUUAAAGAUAGACGCUGUAACACCACAAAAGCUGUUCUUGCCUUGAAGUCCUCCUUCAAAUGGGCUUUGAGUGGCACUCCCCUUCAAAAUCGUGUUGGGGAACUUUACUCUCUUAUCCGCUUCCUCCAGAUUAGUCCUUACUCAUAUUAUUUUUGCAAGGACUGUGAUUGUCGAACACUUGAUUAUAGUUCGAAUACUGACUGUCCAAAUUGCCCACAUAAAUCUAUGAGACACUUCUGCUGGUGGAAUAAACAUAUUGCCACACCAAUACAAGCCCAAGGAAAUAUUGGAUCUGGCAGAAAUGCCAUGAUAUUGCUGAAGCACAAAAUCUUAAAAAGCAUUCUCCUUAGACGUACUAAAAAGGGUAGAGCUGCUGAUCUCGCACUUCCUCCCAGAAUGAUUUCAUUGAGAAAGGACUCGUUGGAUGUCAAGGAAGAAGAUUACUACACAGCAUUGUACAAUGACAGUCGGGCACAGUUUAACACAUAUGUCACAGAAGGAACGGUGAUGAAUAACUAUGCUCAUAUCUUUGAUCUCCUCACACGCUUGCGACAGGCGGUCGACCAUCCCUACCUUGUCGUAUACUCUAAAACUGCCUUGAGCAAGAAUUCAAAUGUGGGGAAUGCUACUAAUGGCGAAGUGAAUACAAGUCAGGUGGAUGAUAAUAAUGGGGAAGUGAUAUGCGGACUGUGUCAUGAUUCAGUAGAAGAUCCUGUGGUUACUGCAUGUGGACAUCCCUUCUGUAAAUCAUGUUUGAUUGGCUUCUCUGCUAGUGUGGGACAAGUCUCAUGCCCUGCAUGUUCGAAACCACUUACUGUGGAUUUCAGUGCAAAAAAUGAUCAUGGAGGACAGGAUGCUAAAUCAGCCAUUAAAGGUUUUAAGCGCUCAAGUAUUCUCAACAGAAUUCGGCUUAAUGACUUUCAGACUAGCACUAAGAUAGAAGCUUUGAGGGAAGAAAUUAGAUUUAUGGUUGAGAGGGAUGGUUCAGCAAAGGGAAUUGUUUUUAGCCAGUUUACCUCGUUUUUGGACUUGAUACAUUAUUCCCUGCAAAAGUCUGGAGUUCAGUGUGUUCAGUUGGAUGGAUCUAUGUCUAUGAAUGCAAGAGAUGCUGCCAUCACAAGAUUUACUGAUGAUCCAGGCUGUAGAAUAUUUCUCAUGAGCUUGAAAGCGGGUGGCGUUGCCCUUAAUCUCACAGUAGCAUCACAUGUAUUCUUGAUGGACCCUUGGUGGAAUCCAGCCGUUGAGCGGCAGGCCCAAGAUAGAAUACAUAGAAUAGGACAGUUUAAACCUAUCAGGGUUGUGAGAUUCGUUAUAGAAGGUACAAUCGAGGAAAGAAUUUUGAAGUUGCAAGAAAAAAAGGAAUUGGUAUUUGAAGGAACUGUGGGUGGCUCGGCAGACGCUUUGGGGAAGUUAACGGAGGCAGACAUGAGAUUCCUUUUUGUUACAUAGAUGCUGCAAUCACAUGGAAGCCUUUUGCAUAUUUUGCUUAAAUUUUACUAGUUACUUCUUUUCUAGUUCUCUAAUCGUAUAAGAACCAGUCAAACAUUUUGUCAUAAUUAUCAUCUUUCCGUUUAAUACUCUGAGUCUCUGACAAUAGCAUAUCAAAUGGAUGGAGGUUUUUAAAAUAUCGUUGAGAUUUACUGGAAGCCUUGUUUACUAUUAAUAGGGAGGUGUCUUCCUUGCUUCUAUUCAACUUUCUGCUAGUAUUUUAUUAAAUAUGAUCGCAUUCAGCAUCUUUGCCUGGUAA
Messenger RNA from Daucus carota subsp. sativus, 3230 nucleotides. RefSeq names its product DNA repair protein RAD16. The record is from RefSeq and is a predicted model, not a curated record. Lineage: Eukaryota; Viridiplantae; Streptophyta; Magnoliopsida; Apiales; Apiaceae. Gene Ontology annotation, biological process: nucleotide-excision repair. Gene Ontology annotation, molecular function: ATP binding; ATP-dependent chromatin remodeler activity. The transcript is spliced from 16 exons. Bases 152 to 2932 code for a protein of 926 amino acids. Gene Ontology annotation, cellular component: nucleus.